UUUCAUUUUCAGAGAAAAUUUUCUUCUCUUAAAUUAAAUUUUAUUUUUCUUCAAAAAAAAAAUAAUGACGCCUCAUUUGGAAUCUAAUUGGGAGCAUUAUAUUCAACAUGUAAAAUUUUGGAGAACAGAAGUUAAACGUUCACUUGGAGAAAUGAUUAGCAAUUUGGAAAUUGUUUGUAGUGGCAAUGGGAAACCAACAAUUUUUGGACUGGCAGCGGCUCCAGGAGAUUCGUCUUUCAAUCAAAUAUUGAUGCAUGCUGAAAUUUCUUUAGACGAUUUACCUUUAAAUUCUGAUGAUUUAAUGGAAGAACGACCAAUUUUGGAGUUGAAGCCAAUGUUUGAUUUUGCAGCUAAAAUUCAGCCUCAAACCCCUUCAAAAGAUUUAUCAACAGAUGACCAACAACAAUCCAAAUUGCCCUCAGAAUUGGCUCUUCACUAUGAACGUUUACGAGGUCAAUUAUCUUCUGGGGUAGUUUCCUAUGAAAGACAUGCAGAAAAUGGGGCAUUUUUAAUUUGUACAUUUACUCAACUUUUUAUUUAUAAGAAUAAUAUCCGCUCACAAAUUGCUCAAUGGCUACCUCCUCAAUCUUUUUUGAUGAAUGCUUCCUUUUGCAAAAUAACCUCAGAUUUUGUUGCUUUUAUCUCUGGGAAUCAAUUAUUUAUUGAUAGGAAUGGAAUUUGUGUCUUCAAAAGUGACAAUAGUUUACCAAAUACUUCAAACGGUGUUCCAUCAUUUAUUACACAAGAAGAAUUUGAACGUUAUGACGGUUAUUGGUGGAGUCCUACACGAGUAGAAAUUUUGUAUGAAAGGGUUGAUGAAUCUCAAGUUGGACAAAUCGUCCCAGGAGGAUGUGGAGGGGAAUCAAUUCGUUACCCUUUGGCUGGGACAAAAAAUGCUGUUUCAAUGCCUAGAAUAUGUUGUCUUGUAAAUUGUGAUGGUGAAGAUAAUUGUUCAUUUGAUGAUUUGGAACUAGACAAUAAUUUGAAUGAAUUUGUGCCUUGGAUGGAAUAUAUUGUUAGAAUGGGGUGGACAAGUAAAGGAAAUGAGUUUGGUUUUGAUUUUUUAUUUUUUUUUAUAAAUUUUGGAAGACUACAAAAUUUAAUACAGUCGAAUCUUAAUUUUUUACGUAUGUCCUUAGGCUAA
This is a messenger RNA of Meloidogyne enterolobii, 1144 nucleotides long. Lineage: Eukaryota; Metazoa; Nematoda; Chromadorea; Rhabditida; Meloidogynidae. The record is from the annotation of a GenBank genome assembly.